This is a messenger RNA of Lytechinus variegatus (green sea urchin), 1839 nucleotides long. RefSeq lists its product as uncharacterized. The transcript has 6 exons. Bases 1 to 411 code for a protein of 136 amino acids. Lineage: Eukaryota; Metazoa; Echinodermata; Echinoidea; Temnopleuroida; Toxopneustidae. The record is from RefSeq and is a predicted model, not a curated record.
AUGGGCAUGGUGAUCCUUGAACUAACACUAAGCUAUUACUUUGGAGAAAAAAAAAAAAACAGAAAUGAAAAUAACCAACAUCUCUUUUUAUCUUCCUUAUGUAUUUCAGAUUCUACAGCGUGUAAAUGCAGAACGGGAAAUCAGAAAUGUUGGACAAAAUGCGCCCGAAUCUACCAAAGCAAAAGACGAGCUGAAAGUCCAAGAUCCGAGCAAACACUACCAGAUAUACUGAAGCAAUCGUCGGAGAUUGAUGAUAUAAUAUACGAGGACAUUGUGGACAACAAUCAAAUGAAUUCAGCUGAUUCCCCAAAUCUGGAGGAACUUUUGGACAGUUUACCGUUCCCCUGGAGGAGAAACAUAUACAGAUUGAUCCAGAAGGCAGAGAUGGCGGAGCUUGAAAACUUCUUAUAGUUACAAUGCUAUAACUCUAUCUUUGUAAGGUAUCUUGCCAGUUCUUUGGGGAUUCAUCAGAGAAACAACGUGAAAAUAAACCUUUGAAUCCUAUUUAAAAGUUGGAUUGGGAGCAAGAAAUACAGUCACCGACAAAAUGACAGAGAAAGACAUCGACCAUGCUAGUAAGCAUGCAAAACCUUCAUUUGUUUUUACUCAUUUCGGUUGUCUUUCAAGUAAAAAGGAACAGAAAACUCUAUUUAUAUAAAUCAGUCAUUUUUAAUUUACGUUAGAAAGAAAUAUGUUCUAUGUAAUAUUACAUGUAUCCCACUGUCAAAUACUACAAAAACUGUAGGCAGAUUUACGGGAGACACCUCAAGAUUGUACGGACAUUUUUUUUUUAUUUAAUCAGAGUGUUAUAGAAGAGGGCAUGGUCUGAUAAUAUUUUGAGAUAAUGCUCUGUGAAAAAGAGAAUAUCGAAAAGCCAGCUGCAUCUAACGACUGAGAUUAUUAGCUUUUCAUCUAGGUGCUAUCAAGCUGCCAGCAUCAUUAUAUCUUUAUCUCGUUAGCAUCAUCGUAUAUCUAAUUUAUUAAUCCAUUAAUUUUUACUGCGUCGUGUCAGCUUAUCCAAACCCACUUGCACAGAUGGCGUAAACUGCGAUAAAGACUAUGUCUAUUGUUCUGCAAUUGUUCAUUUAUUAUUAACAACAAAAUCCCAUCUUACAUUAUUCCAAUUAUUUAUCCCCAAGUCGAUGAAAGCAAACUAUAUAUCCCGUUUGUGCGACUUUGAACAAUAAAUUACAAUUAAUUAUUUUAAAAUAACCAUACUCUCUUGGAAGGUUUAGGUCAAUCAAAUUCAAGCAUAUAACUCUAGGUACUUAAGUUGAGUUCUUCAGCUUAUGAGAUUGAAAAAGACCUGGAACUCAAACUCGUUUUUAUUAUUUCCCAAAGGUUUUAUUUGGUAAGGUUGUGUUAUCCGUGUCCUUUUCCUAUACUAUUUUUCACAAAUAUCUGAGCAAUUAUUAAAGCUAAGGAUAGUUAUCAUUAUUAUUUUCUUUACGUAAUUUACAUUUUGUAUAUUUGCAACGGCUCCAAAUCAAUUAAAGAAUAUAUAAAGUUUUCUUGAUUCACGUAAUAAUGUAGUAAUACUUAUUGCAGUAUGUGGUCAUAAUUAGAACUAGGAUUUCCAAAAGCCCAUCACAUGUGCUGUUAUACUUCUUAAAUAUACGCUGACCUUGAAGUGAUGAACUUUGGAAUAGUGAUACUAAAAAUGCGCCAAAUGCAAAUGAUAAAAUUCACUGUAAAAAAGAUUCCCUUUUAUACAAGUCAUAAUCUAAAUUUCAUGGAAAAUUCAUGUAUAAUUUCAUACUGAUAAAUUGCUCGGUGUCCUGCUGAUAAUCCAACCUUAUUAUACAUAUCAAGAUUGGAAAAAAUAAACACCCAAAGAAA